Molecule: messenger RNA, 273 nt
Organism: Symbiodinium necroappetens
Lineage: Eukaryota; Dinophyceae; Suessiales; Symbiodiniaceae
Source: the annotation of a GenBank genome assembly
AUGCACCCGCGAAAUGCAGCGUUUGCGAGGGCCGCGAUAGGCCGGACAACCUUUCGGAUAUUUGCACGGUGUGAUGGCUUCGCAAAGUUGUUUCGCCGGGAGGGGGCGGGUGGGUUCCAGGCGGUCAACGUCACAGGCGGAACAGCGCCCAUGUCAGCCAUGAAUCCCAUGGGCAUGAUGGGCAAAGGCGGCUUUGGGCCCAUGAUUGCAGGCGGCAGGGUUUUCAAUCGGCUUCCACUGCAUGUGUCACUUCAGCUGCUAGUGAAGACUUAG